CAUCUUGGAAAGUCUUGUAAGUGUUCAUAACUUAAUACAAAGUUCAUUUCUCCCACAUUGUCUAAGUGUUUACUUUGCUUAGUCUUGCACACUUAGUCUACUUCUAGCAUUCUUGUUCUCUUGUGUUGCUCUUGUUUCCGUUGCCUGAAGACGAGACUGACUUAGAGAGUUCAAGGAGGUGAACAACUCUAAGGCCGCACGGUUGGUAGAGGAGCGAAGUUCUCAUCCCGUGACAAUAUUACCGGGGAAGUUCAAUAGCAUAACUCAGAAAUGUAGACGUCCUCUUUCCCUCUUCUUCUUAGCAACAGGCAAACGUUUUCCAAGUAAUUUUCUUGACGUGUCUUUGGACAAAAGACGAAGACUUUGUUUAUUAUUUUUGGGUCUGGACGAAGACUUGGUGAAUUUCGAGCAAGUUCCUGGUUGGUGGGGAAGAAAAGUAGCAGAGCAUUUGAUCCCCUUUAAAUGACAGCCAUCUGUUCUUGUUACAAAAUUUAACUUACGAUCCUUGGGUUUCAAAGUAAAUUGAAGAGAAAGGAGCUUGAAGAUGACCAGCAACCAAUUCAGCAGCGGUUUGGAAUCGGCGAACUUUCUCUUGACCUCUGAUCCGGUUCACCAGGCUUGGAACGCAAUCGAGAAACAGAAACAGAUCAAUCCGAAUGCAGAGCCAUGUUUGUUUAAUGAAAUCCAACCAGAAAAUCCUACCAUCAUAGCUUUUGGAACUCCACCUAGCUCUCUGCAAGGACAAGAAGCUUUGGUUUCAUCAUCAAGCCUGAAAGAAGACAACUUUGCUCACUUUGAGUUUCUGUGCAACAAAACCAACCCAAAUUUCUCCCUCAACCAAGCAGCAAUCCAACUUUUUAAGUCACAAUACGAUGAGCUACUUCAGCUGAAAGAGAAGUUGGUAGAGAAUAGCAAGAGCAAAACCCCUUCAUUAGUAAUCAUCACUGGACAAUCUGUGGGAGGUAGUGUGGCUACACUCUUCACACUGUGGCUGCUACAAGGCCUCAACUUGUCGAAAGUCAAACGCCCCCUUUGCGUUACUUUUGGUUCUCCUCUUGUUGGAGAUGAACAACUCCGACAAUGUGUGUUAAAGUUCUCAACAUGGAAGUCCUGCUUCUUGCAUAUUGUCUCUAACCAAGACCCUACACCUCAACUAUUUAUAUCGCGUAAUCCUGGUGCUUACAAGCCAUUUGGGACAUUCCUACUAUGCUCGGCUUUAGGUUGUGCUUGUCUUGAGGAUCCGGAUAUCAUUUUGGAACAGUUGGUGAAAACCCACGCCCAAAAUCAAGAGUGCCAUUAUGGAAACAUUUUGAGUGAUCUCAAGUGCAAGGCAUUGUGUAAUUUUUCCAAGUCUAUUGAAGCUAAAUUAGAUUCUUCACUUCAAGCAUGCCUUAUCACACAACUUCAAGCCAUUGGAAUUCUCUCGCAGCAACAGCCAAGUAAGGAGAUUGACAGUCUGAUUGUAAGGAUGAAGAAGCAUGAAACAAAGUUAUUAAUUCAGAAGAAGAAGAACUCGGAUUCGGACAAGAAGUUGAAUGAAAUGAAAGUUCACAUGGCCUUUUUGGAGUGGUAUAAGAAAGAAUCCAGACAACCCAAAGUAGGUGGAUAUUAUGACAAGUACAGAAACCAGGGGCAUAUAAGCGACGUAAAUGUUAAUGAGUUUAAGAAAAAACUCAUGAAUUAUUGGGAGGACUCUGUCACAGAAGUAGAAAACAAGCCCCAGUUAGAAGGAGCUCAUUUUCGGGUUCGUUGGCUAUGGGCAGGCACCAACUACAGAAGGAUGGUUGAGCCACUUCACAUUGCAGACUACUACAAAGAUGGUGGAAAGAGCUACAAAACUGAUGGGAAAAGGCCUAAACAUUUUAUUCUGUUGGAAGAAUGGUUGAAGAAAGUAGACAAACCUCAAGAAGUCCCAAGCAAAUCGAAAAGACAGUCAGUGGGAUCUAGUUUGAAUGAGGAUUCUUGUUUUUGGGCACACGUUGAAGAAGCUCGCAUGUUAUGCAAUCUGGUGAAGAACGGAUCAAUUGAAGAGAAAGAAUGUGCAUUGCAAGAAUUGAAAAAGUUUGAGGCCUAUGUGUAUGGUUCCCUCAAGAAUUAUGCAUUGUCGCCGGAGAUUUUCUUAGAGAAGAGCAGCUUCAUGCAGUGGUUGAAGGAGUACAAGGGAGUUGUUGAGCAACCCUACUCCUCUUUGCUGCUGGACUUCAUGAAAGAGCGCAAUGACCAAGCGUACAAGGAAGGGACAUUCAUCUUUCCAUGAUCCAAAAUAUGAUGUGCUUGUUUGCCAAUAAAACAUGAUAACAUGUAACAUCUUGUGUGGUACUGCUGUUUUUUUUUUUUUUGGUUGUUGUAAUGCUUUCUGUAUUUGGUGUUUGUUCUAGUUUGCUUUGUGUAUGCAGAAAUAAAGUUCAAUUCUUGCAUAUGAGUUCCAUCUUGAUAAAGACUACAUUUUUG
Messenger RNA from Fragaria vesca subsp. vesca, 2451 nucleotides. RefSeq lists its product as uncharacterized. Gene Ontology annotation, molecular function: carboxylic ester hydrolase activity. Bases 545 to 2257 code for a protein of 570 amino acids. NCBI's taxonomy places the organism in Eukaryota, Viridiplantae, Streptophyta, Magnoliopsida, Rosales, Rosaceae. The transcript has 4 exons. The record is from RefSeq and is a predicted model, not a curated record. Gene Ontology annotation, biological process: lipid metabolic process; defense response.